Molecule: messenger RNA, 1795 nt
Organism: Aplosporella prunicola CBS 121167
Lineage: Eukaryota; Fungi; Ascomycota; Dothideomycetes; Botryosphaeriales; Aplosporellaceae
Exons: 6
Coding region: 125-1654 (509 amino acids)
Biological process (GO): protein folding; response to endoplasmic reticulum stress
Cellular component (GO): endoplasmic reticulum
Molecular function (GO): protein disulfide isomerase activity
Source: RefSeq, a predicted model, not a curated record
CUGGACCGAUGCAAGCUGUCCUCUACCUGCCGCUUUAUAAUAUAUAACGCCGCCCCUUCUCUACACUGGAUAGUCUACACUUUUCCUGACUCUGCUCAUCUGCUCCGCACAGUCAAUUGCAAGAAUGCGCAACUUCAGGAACGCCGCUCUUGCGAGCUUGCUCGCUCUCGCCUCCGCCUCGGACGUCGUCGAGCUUAGCAAGGACACCUUUACCGACUUCGUCAACACGAAUGACCUCGUCCUGGCAGAGUUCUUUGCUCCAUGGUGCGGUCACUGCAAGGCGCUUGCGCCCGAGUACGAGGAGGCUGCGACGCAGCUGAAGGAGAAGAACAUCAAGCUCGCCAAGGUCGACUGCACUGCGCAGACGGAGCUUUGCCAGAGCUUUGGUGUUGAGGGUUACCCCACCCUGAAGGUCUUCCGUGGCGAGGACUCCCCCUCUCCCUACACCGGCCAGAGGAAGGCGGACGCGAUUGUCUCGUACAUGACCAAGCAGUCGAUGCCCGCCGUCUCCACCCUUGCCAAGGACACCAUCGAGGAGUUCAAGACUGCCGACAAGGUUGUGCUGGUUGCCUUCUUCGACAAGGACGACAAGGCCUCCAACGAGACCUUCACCUCGGUCGCCAACGGCCUCCGCGACGAGUACCUGUUUGGCGCCAUCAACGACGCCACCGUGGCUAAGGCCGAGGGCGUCAAGCAACCCGCCAUUGUUUUGUACAAGUCGUUCGAUGAGGGCAAGGACGUCUUCUCUGAGAAGUUUGACAAGGAGGCUAUUGAGCAGUUCACCAAGACUGCUGCUACGCCGCUUGUUGGCGAGGUCGGCCCCGAGACCUACGCUGGUUACAUCAACGCUGGUAUCCCCCUUGCCUACAUCUUCGCCGAGACCGCCGACGAGCGCGAGGAGCUUGCCAAGGAGCUCAAGUCCGUCGCUGAGAAGCACAAGGGUGCUAUCAACUUCGCCACCAUCGACGCCAAGACCUUCGGUCAGCACGGCGCCAACCUCAACCUCGAGGUCGGCAAGUGGCCCGCCUUUGCUAUCCAGGACACCACCAAGAACCAGAAGUUCCCCUUCGACCAGGACAAGAAGAUCACCAAGAAGGCCAUUGGCUCUUACGUCGAUGACUUCCUUGCUGGCAAGGUCGAGCCUAGCAUCAAGUCGGAGCCCAUUCCCGAGAAGCAGGAGGGUCCCGUCACUGUUAUCGUCGCUCACUCUUACGAGGCUGAGGUGAUCAACAACGACAAGGAUGUUCUCGUCGAGUUCUACGCCCCCUGGUGCGGUCACUGCAAGGCUCUGGCUCCCAAGUACGAGGAGCUUGGUGCUCUCUUCUCCAAGAACCCCGAGUUCGCUGAGAAGGUUACCGUCGCCAAGGUUGACGCCACGGCCAACGACGUUCCCGACGAGAUCCAGGGCUUCCCCACCAUCAAGCUCUUCCCCGCCGGCAAGAAGGACAGCCCUAUCGACUACAGCGGCUCGCGCACCGUCGAGGACCUCGCCAAGUUCAUUGCCGAGAACGGCAGCCACAAGAUCAACGCCUACGAGGCCGAGGAGGCCGCCGCCGACGAGUCGGACAUCCCCAGCCAGGCUCCCGCCGCCACCGAGAAGGUCAAGGAAGCCAUUAUCGACGAGGAGGACAUUGAGGGCCACGAUGAGCUGUAAACGGGGUCAAAAAAACACUGAACGCGGCGAGAACAUUGCCGCGUGAUUGAACGAAGCGUUUGAAAUGAAUUUUUAGGGUCUGGCUACGCUGUUAUACGGUUUUUUGGUGCUUUCAAGCAUGGUUAAGGCAAAAAGCCUAUU